ACCCUCUUAAAAAACCCCGUCUCCGUUCAUUUCUUUAUUUCCCCGCGGCCCCUUUUAUUAUCCUCUCCCUAAUACAAACCCACGCCCAAACACACAGGACUCACAGGAGCUGCAGCGGAGAGAUAGAGAGAGAAGAGGGAGAGGGAGCGGAGGGAGAGAGGGGAGAAGCUCUGUGGAGAAAUCCAGAGCUUAGAAGAGGAAGGCGAGCGAGGGGAGCUCUUGGGGGGAAGGAAGGAGGAGCUGGGGAUCCAACGGAGGCGGAAAUGAGGGAAACGGAGGGUCCCCGAUCCGUUCUUGAGCCGAUUCUUUUGAUUUUCUGAGCCGCGAAAGCGGGGAAGCUUUGGAUCUCGAGGCCACCCGAGCGUGAAUCCUCGGUUUCUCCGGUGCCUCGUUGCUGCAUUGCGUCCUCCCCAGAUCCGGACCGCCGGGCGAGGAAGCGCCGGAUCCUCGCCCUCGCCGUCUUCACCAAUUCGCCAGAAAAUUCCAGUUUCUUUGUGUUUCUCCGGGGCCGCGUGCUUCAGAUCUUUCUCAGAAAAAUGUCCAUUUGUUUAGUUGGGGUAGAUGCGGGAGUGGCGGCGACUACUUUAUGAGCUGUCUCCUGCCAUUUUUGGAGUAGAUUCGCCCGCAAUGGCGGAUCUUGCCAUGGAGCAGUAAGGGGGCCUCUUUCCGCGAGAGCGACAGCAACUGCCCAUAAGUUGCAAUGUCUUUGAAGAGCAUCGUGCGGGAGCUCAAGGAGAUGAGGGACGGCAUCGGGAGCAUGUCCAGGCGCGGCGGCGUCUCCGACGGGCGCGCCGGCCACGGCCGCGGGGGGUCGCGGCAUUCUUGGCCCAGCCUGUGGCCGGAGCCACAGCCGCAGCCGCAGCGGCAGGGCCAGGAGCCGCAGCAGCAGGGGCAGUGGGCGAACCUGCCGCCGGAGCUGCUGAUCGACGUGAUACAGAGGGUGGAGGCCAGCGAGGUGGCCUGGCCGGCGCGGCGCCAUGUCGUUGCCUGCGCCGCCGUCUGCCGGUCGUGGCGCGAGGUCACCAAGGAUGUGGUGAAGACUCUCGAGGAGUGCAGCAGGAUCACCUUCCCCAUCUCUCUAAAGCAGCCGGGGCCUCGUGAUUCUCCGGUGCAGUGUUUUGUGAGGAGGGACAGGGCGACGUCCACCUAUCUCCUCUACUUGGGGCUCAGCCCAUCUCUGCAUGGGGAAAAUGACAAGCUUUUGCUUGCGGCCCGCAAGAUCAGACGUGCAGCCAGAACUUCUUUUGUGAUAUCGCUCAUCUCUGAUGAUUUUUCUCAUUCGAGCAGCACCUAUGUUGGCAAACUGAAACCAAACUUCCUUGGCACAAAGUUCACAAUAUUUGAUAGCCAACCUCCUUGUGAUGCUGCGGUGUUGCCUAACAACAAGCCAAGCAAAAGGCACUCGAAGCAAGUAUCACCAAGACUGCCACUAGGUAAUUACAAUGUUGCUACCGUCUCAUAUGAGCUCACUGUCCUGCGCAAUCGAGGACCAAGGAGAAUGCAGUGCACCAUGCACUCAAUACCAGCCGCGUGCAUUCAGGAAGGCGGCAAGGCCCCGACCCCUACUGGCAUGGUCCACUCACUUGACGAACAAGUGUCCACCUUAUCAACUAGCAAAGGAAAGGAACCAAACAUGGAAUUCUCGUCAACAAGCCUCAGCGCUGAUUUAUCCGGACCGAUCUCCACCAGCGAAGCGCCUCUGCUUCUGAAGAAUAAAGCUCCUCGCUGGCACGAGCAGCUGCAGUGCUGGUGCCUCAACUUCCGAGGGCGUGUCACCGUAGCAUCGGUCAAGAACUUCCAGCUCGUCGCCUCGGUCGACCCUUCCCUCGGCGUGCCCGCGGCAGAGCAGGAGAAGGUGAUCCUCCAGUUCGGGAAGAUCGGGAAAGACAUAUUCACAAUGGAUUAUAGAUACCCACUGUCGGCGUUCCAGGCCUUUGCGAUCUGCCUGACUAGCUUCGACACGAAACCGGCCUGCGAAUAGGCGUUAACCGGGCCAGCGGAGACGUGUUGCCUGCCCCCUUGGAUGCUGUAAAUUCUGAUAUCUUUUGCUUCGACUCUCGGGACGAAUGCCCCUGGGGAGAUGGUAGGUGGUAGAUUGAUGGUAGCUUUGCCGGAUCAAGAUGGGGCAAUGAUAUCCCCGUAUCUUGGCAGACCCCCCAGGAUGAUUUGGGCCAACUGUUGUACGCGACUGGUAUGUAUUAUUGUUGUUGUUGUUGGAAUGUUUAGCAGUGACAUAUCACUGCCUUUAUGGACACUGUUCAUCUCGCCUGCUC
Triticum dicoccoides is the source of this 2273-nucleotide messenger RNA. Its product is annotated as tubby-like F-box protein 5. The record is from RefSeq and is a predicted model, not a curated record. Gene Ontology annotation, molecular function: protein binding. The transcript has 4 exons. The coding region runs from base 701 to 1981 and encodes 426 amino acids. NCBI's taxonomy places the organism in Eukaryota, Viridiplantae, Streptophyta, Magnoliopsida, Poales, Poaceae.